AUGAAUGCUUCAUCCGCAUCCUCUUGUCGUUCCAGGCAAAGAAGUGCAGGUGCAAGGGCAAAAUGUCAAUGUGGAGUUCCCCUAAUGCUAUACACUGCUGGUACUCGUGAGAACCAAGAUAGGAGAUUCCUUAGAUGCAGAAAUUGGCAGAUUCCAGGAACAUGUGACUUUUUCUAUUGGAUUGAUGAUCCAGUUGAGGGAAGACAACCACAUGUAGAGGUACAGGCUGAGACUAUGAGUUCUGAGAUUGGCAAUUCAUCCAACACCAACUCUGUGCCGCAUGUUCCAGAUUUGAAGAAAAAGAUCAAAAAGCUGGAGAAGAAACUUGAAGUAGAGAAAGUUCACAAGAAUCUUGCAUGUUUGAUUGCUUUGAUGUGCUGUAUAGUCACAAUGUGGUGUUUAUGUAGGGGGAGGGUUUGA
Molecule: messenger RNA, 420 nt
Organism: Lotus japonicus
Lineage: Eukaryota; Viridiplantae; Streptophyta; Magnoliopsida; Fabales; Fabaceae
Exons: 2
Coding region: 1-420 (139 amino acids)
Molecular function (GO): zinc ion binding
Source: RefSeq, a predicted model, not a curated record